This is a messenger RNA of Eutrema salsugineum, 1671 nucleotides long. RefSeq lists its product as uncharacterized. The transcript has a single exon. NCBI's taxonomy places the organism in Eukaryota, Viridiplantae, Streptophyta, Magnoliopsida, Brassicales, Brassicaceae. The record is from RefSeq and is a predicted model, not a curated record. The coding region runs from base 2 to 1642 and encodes 546 amino acids. Gene Ontology annotation, molecular function: protein binding.
AAUGGGAGGGGAGCAAUUUGAGCAACAUGACGAUCGUGAAGGACCAUUGGAGCUGUUGCAGAGCUUAAGAUCCAAAGCGACGGAGCUUCUUCUCCGGGAAGAAUGGGAAGAGUCUAUACAGGUUUACACCAAGUUCAUCGAUCUCUCCCGGAGCCAAAUCUCAAAGCUUGGUGGAUCCGACCCAGACCCGGACCCGGAUUUGAUUCAUAAGCUCCGGAAAUCGCUCUGCUUGGCUCUGUGCAAUCGGGCUGAGGCGCGAGCCAAGCUCCGUGAUUUUGUGGAAGCGAUGAUGGAUUGUGAUCAAGCACUUGAGAUCGAAAGCACCCAUUUCAAGACUCUUCUUUGUAAAGGUAAAGUCUUGCUCGGAUUGAGCAAAUACGCAUCGGCCUUGGAAUGCUUCAAGACGGCUCUGCUCGACCCGCAAGCUAGUGAUAACUUGGAGACUGUUACUGGGUACAUGGAGAAAUGCAAAAGGCUCGAGCUUCAGGCGAAGACGGGAGCUUUCGAUCUAUCUGAUUGGAUCCUGAGUGGGUUUCGUGGGAGAUCUCCUGAACUAGCUGAAUUUAUUGGGUCAAUCGAAAUUAAGAAAUCUGAAACUAGUGGACGUGGAUUGUUUGCCACGAAGAACAUUGUUGCAGGAACUUUGAUCUUAGUCACGAAGGCAGUUGCAACUGAGAGAGGGAUUUUGGGAACUGGAGGUGAAAAGGCUCAGCUGAUAAUGUGGAAGAAUUUCAUCGAAGAGGUUACUGAAUCCGUGAAGAAAUGUAAUAGAACACAUCGACUUGUCUCCAUUUUAUCCACUGGACAUGACGAAGACAACCUGGAGAUUCCAGAUAUAUCUAUCUUUAGGCCUGAUGAAGCAUUUGAAACCUGCGGUAACUCGAAGCAGAGUUUAGAUACGGAGAAGCUGCUAAGCAUUUUGGAUGUGAAUUCUCUGGUGGAAGAUGCGGUUUCAGCUAAAGUUAUGGGGAAGAACAAAGAGUAUUACGGUGUGGGGCUAUGGACUCUAGCUUCGUUCAUCAACCACUCGUGUUUACCAAACGCAAGACGACUUCACGUUGGAGAAUACGCCAUUGUUCAUGCCUCAAGAGACAUCAAAGCCGGGGAAGAGAUCACUUCUGCUUACUUCGACGUGCUUUCUUCUCCACUAGAAAAACGGAAAGAGAUGGCUGAGUCAUGGGGAUUUUGUUGCGGAUGCAGUCGAUGUAAGUUUGAGAGUCUUUUGUAUGUUACCAACCAAGAGAUUAGAGAGCUCGAAAUGGGUUUAGAGAGAGGCGUAGAUGCAGGAAACGCGGUUUAUAUGGUAGAGGAAGGGAUGAAGAGAUGGAAGGUGAAAGGGAAAGAUAAAGGUUUGCUGAGAGCAUCUUAUUGGGGAGUCUAUGAUGAGAUUUAUAGCUCAGAGAGACUUAUGAGGAGAUGGGGAAGGAAGAUUCCAACAAUGGAAGUUGUGGUGGACAGUGUCUCUGAUGUCACUGGAAGUGAUGAGAGAUUAAUGAAGUUGCUGGUGGAAGAUGUGAAGAAAAAGAAUGGAGGUUGCAGUAACAUUACGGAGAUGGAGAAAAUCUUGAAGCUAGGAAAGGGUUUUUAUGGCAAAGUGGUAUCGAAAAGGAAGGCAAUGAAAACUCUUCUUGGCCUAGAAUAAUAACCUUAAGUAUUUUCCAUGUAAACUGU